Molecule: messenger RNA, 5030 nt
Organism: Oncorhynchus tshawytscha (Chinook salmon)
Lineage: Eukaryota; Metazoa; Chordata; Actinopteri; Salmoniformes; Salmonidae
Product: MAP7 domain-containing protein 2
Exons: 13
Coding region: 239-2005 (588 amino acids)
Biological process (GO): microtubule cytoskeleton organization
Cellular component (GO): microtubule cytoskeleton
Source: RefSeq, a predicted model, not a curated record
GGGUGGAGUGAACAAGUGAGGGGAGGGAGAGAGAGUGACAGAGCAAGAGAGAGAGAAACAGAGCUACCUAGAGGGAGCGGCAGACACCGGUGGAGACAGGGAUAGAUAGAGAGGGAUAGAUAGCGAGUCUGAGACUCUGGUAUAUUUAUCAGUGAGCAGCAUACAGUGUGAGUGAUUGAACGAACUGACACACUUGGAGGAGAGAAAAAGUGGCGAGGCUGCAGUUGCUCUGGUAACCAUGGCGCAGCCGUCUCCAUGUGCAUCACCGGGUGUUCGUCGGCGUAGCGACGGCUCUGUGAGAGAGUGUCUAUUUUUCCCCGUUUUGGAACGUAACGAACAGGAGAGACUGGAGGCCUUGGUGAGAAGACGGGAGAGAGGGGGAGAGAGGGAGAGACCGAUGGGGGAGGACAGCAGAGACUCUAUGGAGAACAGGCCUAAACGAUGGACCUGGGGAGGACCGCCUGGAGGGGGAGAGGGUCACCCUAAGACCCCGCCCUCUCAUGCUAUUGGCUCAGCUCUGCCUCAUCAUCCCGCCUCCGCUGCCAGCCCCAACCAAUCCAGGAACGUGUGUGACUUCCUGACACCGCCCUCCUCGGACCAGCCAAUCACCAAACGGCUCUCCAACUCUUCAGCCUCCCUGCACUCACCAGAUAGAGUGUGUGGUGUGUCCCCUCGUUUAGCGUCCCCAAGCCCCCAGCGGCCGGCCUACAAAGGUUCCCCCUCCAGGAAGACCAGUAAUGGACCCCCGGAAGACAAGACCCCCAAAACACCCACAACAGAGAGAGGCCCCGCCCCCUGUCUGACUGACUCUUCAAUGAGACGCCUUGAAUCUCCGACCACUCCGACCCGAAGCUCCUCCCCCAGAGCCCAGAGCAAAGGACUGGGCACGCCCAAAAGGGUGAGGUCAACUAAGAGUCGCGCCCAGUCCCCCUGCUCUCCGGGACAGUAUCCUCCCUCCCCCCUACGCCAGCGAACCCCGAUAACUGAGGGCAACCAGGAGGCCAGGGGUCAUGGAAACCUAGAGAGGAAGUCCUCUAAGCUGGACACACCAGAGAAGAAGACCUCCAAGUCCUCCAGCAGAGACCUUGCGGCAGAGUCUCCAGGUACGCCCACAGGCAGGAACGUUGCCGGGACAAUGGAUGCGGAGGAGGCUUCUAGACUGUUGGCUGAGAGGCGUCGUCUGGCCAGAAUACAGAAAGAACAGGAGGACAAACUACGACAGGAGGAGGAAAGGCUGAGAGCGGAGGAGGAGCAGAGGAGAGAGCAGGAGUCACUGGAGCGGCAGGCAAGAGAGGCACAACAAGCGGAGGAGGAGAGAGAGAGAUGGGAGGAGGAGAGGAAGACCAGAGAGGACGAGGAGAGAAGGACAAAGGAGAGACGUUGGAAAGACAUGCAGGAUCAGCUGGACCGAGAGAGAGAGGAGGCGUGUCUGCGUGCUCACAGGGAGACAGAUAGGAAGAGGCAGGAGAGAGAACUGUUGCAGGUACAGGAGGAGCAGGAGAGACUGCAGAGGAAGAAGCGGAUUGAGGAGAUCAUGAAGAGGACACGUAAGAGUGAGACGGACUCCUUAUGCCCAGGUGUGUGUGAGGUGAACGGGGGCCAGGCAGGACAUGUCAGGGAGUUGGAUCAGGACGAGUCCCCCAUCAUCACGCUGGGACCCCUGGAGAGUAAGAGCUGUGGAGGGGACGAGCUGUCUGACGGGGUGCAGUCUAUGGACGUCAGUCCAGUGUCCAGGGAUGAGUUGGGUAGCGUUCAAGAGUUCUCUCCCAUCAGCGAUGGGUUAAACAGCAUGAGUAACACCCAAACCCUUGAGCACCUCCUGGAUCUCACCACCCAGCCAGAAACGUCCCUUUACCCCAUGCUGCAGGCCGGCAGUGCUGCAGCCCUGGGAGACCUCAACAAGAACCUGCUGAUACAGGAUUAUAACCCCUCCUCCUUCACUAGCUCCUCCCCAAGCUCCGCCCAACUUCUCCACAGCCUCAGCCCUGGCAAACUGGACAUCUAGUAACCAGGGCGUUGGGUAGGACAACUAGCUGUUGGGUGCAAAGAGGAGCUAGGAGCAGCAAGGGGGUCUCUCCUCUCCUCCUGCUUCCCCCCAUCAGAGAGAGACCAGCUCCUUGCACCUCCGCCCUCACCCCUCUUUAGGGGAGAGACCCUCCCCAUGCACCCCCGGCCUCCACAGAGAACAACAACCGCUCAAUGUAUGGCUCGCCCUCAUCUAUACAACUCAACCACAGGAGGCUGCUGAGGGGAGGACGGCUCAUAAUAAUGUUCGGGAACGGCACAAAUGGAAUGGGAUCAAACACCUUGAAACCAUGUGCCUGACGUAUUCGGUACCAUUCCACUAAUGCCGCUCCAGUCAUUACCAUGAGCCAUUCUCCCCAAUUACGGUGCCACCAACCUCCUCAACAUAUCUACCGCUGAAUUCCCCCUUCACACACACUGACAUGUACACACACGGUUAAUACUCUCCCGGUAAAGUAAAGCUUUUUCUCUGUGUCCUGGCUGUAUGAUAUUGUGCAUAAAGGUGUGUCAGUGUUGAGAGGAGGAUGAUGUAAUAGUAUGGUUGUGUUAUCCUCCUGUAGCAUUAAUUAUGUGGUUAACACUGAUCAUGUGACCCUGUAGCAACUUCAUUGGAGAACACCUCUCCUCCUCCUGUAUAUACUAUAGUCACACAGCUGUUAACUAGCUCUAGGUAGAAGUUGCCCCUAACCACAGGAUCUAGGAUCAGAUCUUUCUAACCCUCAAUAACUUUAACUAUUGGGGAGAUUAAAAUAUAGUCUGACCCAGUGUAUCAAUGGUUAGUGGCAACAGUAACGACUUUGUUUGGAGUUUCUGUCUGUCAGUGUUUCUAGUGGUGGAAGGUUAUAUCCCACCACCACUGAUGUGCUGCACUACUGUUUGCCAGGACUCAGGAGUCUAUUCAACUACUAUUGGUACUUAGAACUCAGCUAGCCAGUCUAGAUAUGUUAACCUCCUGCAACUGGAGAAACCUACUCAUCUACAGAUGUGGAUGAUAUAGUAAGACAAAAGUCUGGCCUCAGUUGAUAUGCUUUUGUCCACCACCGCUCUACAGUGGUACAUCAAAACACAUGUGGAAGACUGGAGCAUCUCUGAAUAUAAUCUCUGCAAAAACAAAUGAAAACUGUGAAUGGUGUCGUAUUUUUUAGCUAUUUACAGGGUUGGGGAUAUUGAAAAGAUGUGGCGUGUGUUUUUGGCUCGCUGUGUGUACGCUAGCUGUGGUGUAGUUAGUGUGCACGGUGUGGUUGUGUAACAGCUCUGAAAACACUAAUCUCUGCUUUGGAAACACUGCUCUCCUUAUCUUGCCUCUGCUUUGAACUGGACUGUUUAUGCUGCAACUACCAGUCAACCUACAGCAGUGGUCUUCACCUGCAGUCCUGGAGGGCUACUACGUGUGCAGGCUUUCGUUCACACCUGAUUCCACUGAUCAUGGUUCAUACUGAAGACGGUGAUUAGUUGAAUCAAGUGGGUUUGGGACAGGGCUGAAACAAAAGCCUGCAUAGCCAGGCCAGUAGUUCUCUAGCACCAAAGUUGGAGAACCCUGUCCUACAGUAUCUCACCAGUCUGUGUACUCACUCAGUCAGUCAACUCUGUAACAGACUCUGAUGUGCAACCGCUAUAUUCACUAUGACCGUGGCUUUACCUCAUGGAGAUUUAUCUCACUACAGAGGACAAUUCAGUCUGCUGUCUACUACUGCUGUGAAUUCUAUAAUCAUACAUUCUCGCUGUACUGUAACUGUCUGGUUCGGGUCUUACUGUAACUCUUACCUAUGCUUUGCUCUGGGGUAAGGUGUAGCCUAGCAUGUGCGCUCCCUCUCCUCGCUGAUUCAAUCUCUGUUUCAGUUCCCCCUGAAGGGCAGUGUAAGGUGUCAAUCAUUCCUCAUGACCCAGCUAACCCUGUGAGGGGGAACACUCUGAAUUGUGUGCAUUAAUGGCUGUAAUAAUGAUGCUGUAUCUCAAUUACUGGACUAGAGUAGGCAAAGGCCUGGAAUGUCCACUUAUCUUUGCUGUCUUCAGUGCAUUGGACUCUUGAUUUAGUUAACAUGUAUUUCCGUCCAUCUCUCUUCCUCUCUCUUUCUGUACUCGUUCAUUAUCUCAUGCUUUCAGAGGCUGUUAACAUUCAUUGUAUCCUAAGGGAAAAUGUAGUUAAACUUAAGACUUAAGGUCAGAAUGUUAUUCACUAAAAGUCACUUAACACAGAUGUCACUGCAGCUUGGCGGAAUAUAUAACUGUUGAUGUGGUGCAUGGUUCGAACUGCUGAAAAACAACAAUAAAACAUCAUCAAGCCAUGUUUGGGACUUUGUUUAUCAACCAAUGGCACAAACAGAUACCUCUGCAUUGGUCUGUCUCACAUGGUACACCUUGAUGUAAAACAUAUUUAGAAAGAUAUGGGAUAUAGAAUACAGUAAUGGAAGGAAAUAUGUCUUGUGAAAAAUAAAUGAUUUUACCGUGAGGUUUAUUUCGAAAUUGUACGGGACACACCAUAGACUUAGUUAGACGACUCAUCUUUGGAUCUAUCCCAUUAUUGCAUCUGUGAGAGCACGGGCAGCGCCAUUGAGGCCAUCUCCAGUACAUUUUCUUCUUCGAUUGUGUUUGGAAAAAAGCAUAAAGCUUAUAAUGGUGAUUUACCGCCACCUGCAGCGCUGGACCAAAUAGUGUGUGUCAUUAAUUGACUGUGGCCACUAGAUUGGCAGUGAUAUAGCUUAAAGCCAUGUCCAAACCAGUUAACCCAAUUUGAAGAAAAAGCCAAUGCUCUGAUCAUUGGCUGGUCCCUCCAAACCCAUAGGAAUCACCCCCCCCAGUUGACUACUUUAUAAAAUGGUGGAAGCCCUCAAUGGCAAUGUCCAUGCAAAAACGGGUUAUUUCUAGGUAAAGUAUCUCUAUGGGACACACCUAGCAUGUAUUCAUUCUGCCUGAUUCUGUUGGAAAAUGUUUAUUUAACAGAAGGAAAGUGAACGAAAUCGGACAGGCCCUACCAGAAUUGGUCCAAUAAAAACUCUUGUUUUGCU